Molecule: messenger RNA, 837 nt
Organism: Salarias fasciatus (jewelled blenny)
Lineage: Eukaryota; Metazoa; Chordata; Actinopteri; Blenniiformes; Blenniidae
Gene: oard1
Product: O-acyl-ADP-ribose deacylase 1
Exons: 5
Coding region: 61-705 (214 amino acids)
Biological process (GO): peptidyl-glutamate ADP-deribosylation
Source: RefSeq, a predicted model, not a curated record
AUGCUUUCGUUUUUUAUUUAUUGUGACAAUUUAGGAAAAAUAAAUACAUUUCAAACAUAAAUGCAGACAGCCAGACGUUGUUUUCACUUCUCAACUCAAUCCAGAAUGCAAGCGCACUUCUCUCUUUCAGCACCGAUGUCGUCCGAAGUCCAGAAUCCAGCUGUUUCCGGCACAGUUAAGGCUCCGUCUGACGGUCCAACGCCGCCCCCUGCUGGCGAGACUGCAGAAGGCGGCUGGAGGCUGAACUAUGUCUCCGGGGAUCUGUUUUCCUGCCCUAAAGAAGAGUCUCUGGCUCACUGCAUCAGCGAGGACUGCCGCAUGGGGGCAGGCAUCGCAGUGGCGUUCAAGAAGACGUUCAAAGGAGUGGAUGAGUUAAAGAAACAGGAGAAGAAGCCCGGACAGUGUGCGGUCCUGAAAAGGGACCAGCGUUUUAUCUACUAUCUGAUCACAAAGAGAAAAGCCGCACAGAAGCCCACCUACUUCCACCUGACAGAGAGCCUGGAGGACAUGAAGGCGCACUGCGUGAGGAACAACGUAACAAGAAUAUCAAUGCCUCGGAUCGGUUGUGGCCUGGAUCGGCUGAAGUGGGACAAAGUGUCGGAGAUCCUGGAAGAUGUGUUCAGUAACACGGACAUCUCCAUCACAGUCUACAGCCUCCCUCAGAAAGAAGAGACAACGGUGAUGAAGGAAAACUGGCGCAGAUGAUUGAUGGAAAUCGAGGUUUAUGUUCUUUAUGUCUUUUACUGUCUCAUAUUCACAAGUUGAAAACGUUGAUCUUUAUAUUUGAAAUGCUUUGAUAUCAACUGAAUGUAAAUAAAUGUUUACGAAAACCAAAAA